Sesamum indicum (sesame) is the source of this 1725-nucleotide messenger RNA. Its product is annotated as U-box domain-containing protein 26. Gene Ontology annotation, molecular function: ubiquitin protein ligase activity. The record is from RefSeq and is a predicted model, not a curated record. Gene Ontology annotation, biological process: protein ubiquitination. Lineage: Eukaryota; Viridiplantae; Streptophyta; Magnoliopsida; Lamiales; Pedaliaceae.
AAAAAUAGUGGGCCCGAUUCGAACCCAGUCCCCACUCAAAUUCCCUUUGACCAAUAAACCUCCAACCAAUCUAACCAUGGUUAAGCACCCAACUAUUUCCUCAAGUAAAUGAACCACACGUGUGCCGGAUGAAUGGGAGUGUCUGUGGUACAAAUCGGUCAGAAUAAAAACACAGAAAUGUCCCGCUGUUCCUAUUUCGUAUAUAACCCAUCUCUCCCCCAACAAAGCGAAAGAUAAUUUGCAGUCCUCUCUGAUUAGUAUUACUCUUUCUCUAGUUCUUGUCCCUCUUUAUUUCUUUGUGUUUUUCCUACUCGUUUUCAAAUAUAGAUACGAAACACGUAUAGAGUAAGAGAAAGAGAGAGGGUGAGAAGAAAAUGCCUGGAAGUUUGGAGCCAUUGGAUAUCGGCGUGCAGAUCCCAUACCAUUUCCGGUGCCCGAUUUCUUUAGAGCUGAUGAGUGACCCCGUCACUGUUUGUACCGGUCAAACGUACGACCGUUCCAGCAUAGAAGCGUGGGUAGCCACCGGGAAUACGACGUGUCCUGUUACCAGGGUCCCGCUCACGGAUUUCACGCUCAUUCCAAACCACACUCUUCGACGGCUUAUUCAGGAUUGGUGCGUCGCUAACCGUUCUUUCGGAAUCGAGAGGAUACCCACUCCGAAGCAACCGGCUGACCCGAUGUUGGUUCGUACUUUGUUGAAUCAAGCGUCUUCCGGAUCAGGUCCCUUUAGCUUCAGGGUUUCGGCUUUGAGAAGACUGAGAGGACUGGCGCGUGACUCGGAUAAGAACCGGUCCGUCAUUGCUGCUAAUAAUGCACGCGAGAUAUUGCUCUCGAUUGUAUUCGCGGAUGUCAGUUCAGAACCGUCCGAGUUGAAUCUCGAGUCCCUCGCGAUUUUAUCCAUGUUUACGCUCUCUGAACCUGAGUGCUUGUACGUUGCAUCUGAUGCGGACCGAGUGCGGUACUUGGUGAAUUUACUGUUUCAUUCAUCGAUCGACGUCCGAGUCAACUCGGCAGCUAUGAUUGAAAUUGUUGUGGCGGGGAUACGGUCGCCGGAGCUUCGUGUGCAGAUCAGUUCUGCCGAUGGAGUGUUCGAGGGUAUAGUCGGGAUUUUGAAUUAUCCUUUGCUUUAUUCCAGGGCGUUGAAGAUCGGAAUAAAAGCGUUGUUCGCUUUAUGUUUAGUGAAGCAACACCGGCAAAAGGCGGUAGCGGCGGGUGCGGUGGAGGCCUUGAUUGACAAGCUGGCGGAGUUCGAAAAGUGCGACGCGGAGAGAGCACUGGCAACGGUGGAGCUCCUCUGUCGGAUUCCAUCCGGUUGCGCAGCAUUUGCAUCGCACGCGCUGACAGUUCCCUUGCUGGUGAAGAUUAUAUUGAAGAUCUCGGAUCGGGCGACGGAGUACGCGGCCGGGGCACUGCUCUCACUGUGCUCGGCUUCAGAGCGAGCUCAACAGGAGGCGGUGGCGGCCGGCGUGUUGACUCAGUUGCUGCUGCUGGUUCAGAGCGAUUGCACGGAAAGAGCGAAACGUAAAGCGCAAAUGCUGCUGAAAUUGCUGCGGAACUCGUGGCCCCAUGAUUCUUUAGCCAAUUCGGAUGAUUACGCCGGAAGCGACGUCGUUCCGUUCUAGUCCUUUUGUUUCUUUUUAAAUUUUGUUCUCCACGUAAAUUAGAUCUCUAUUUUGUUGGUUAGGUAAAAUGGGAAAAAGUUGCAGUCCUAAACAGAAAAAUAGG